UGUGGAACUAAAAACGCAAUAUUGAAAUUUUGGAUAAUACGGUUAAGGAGCGAGAGGAAAGCAUCAAACAUGACGAAUUCUGCAAAACGGCAAGAAUAUGCAGCACUGCUGCUUGAAAAGAUGCAGAAAGGUGACAUUACAAUCGAAGAGAAGCAGACAAUAAAUGACUAUAAAAGAGAUCUUACAAGAGCAGUGCUGGUCAGGUCUAUACCCAGUUCGUUUGUUAUUUAUGGGUAUUACAUGUAUAAAAAUAAAGGAGCAAGAAUAAGUGUGCUUAAAUCUAUUAUGUGUGGCGCUGGUGGACUGCUCUUUGGGUUGUUUGCGACACCGGGCAAGAAACUAUGGGAGACAGCCAUGGAAAAAAAUCACAUCACACCUCAGCAUGUCCUCGGGAAAAUAACUCAGCUACAGGCGAAAACAAAUUUUUUGUCAGAUGAAAUGAUAGACCAGGAAAUUGAGAUGUUGAAAGCACAAAAACGGUCUAAGCCUGGCUUAGUUCUGUCAAGAUCUGAAUUUGAAAAUGAAAAAUCGCAACCCGAGACAAACUUUGACGACUCUCAGCAGCCAAAGAGUAGUUUAUCAUUUAUUUCUGGAGGAACAAAUGAGGAAAUGUCAGGGCAAUCAAUGGAUGAACCAGAGAGUUUAAUGGAGAAACGGUUACGACGGAAUAGAAAGCAUAGAAUGAAGCAUGCUGGUGAUGUGAACCCAUCCGAAGAAAAUUAUACCAACUCUGCAGGGGUUAAAGUUAACAAGUAUGGAGAUCCAAUUGAAUAAUCAGUCCAGCAAGCUCAAGGACAAUUGUUUUCAUUAUUAACAAUAGGAAAACAUGUAGCAUAUGCUUGAAUACAGUGAACAUUUCUGAUGACUCCUGUAUGAAACAGUCAUUAAAAAUAAAUCUUACCUAACGUAUGAACAUAA
Molecule: messenger RNA, 918 nt
Organism: Magallana angulata
Lineage: Eukaryota; Metazoa; Mollusca; Bivalvia; Ostreida; Ostreidae
Exons: 1
Coding region: 70-774 (234 amino acids)
Source: RefSeq, a predicted model, not a curated record